Messenger RNA from Dipodomys spectabilis (banner-tailed kangaroo rat), 2223 nucleotides. It is a transcript of the gene Tom1, whose product is annotated as target of myb1 membrane trafficking protein. The record is from RefSeq and is a predicted model, not a curated record. Gene Ontology annotation, biological process: signal transduction. Gene Ontology annotation, molecular function: ubiquitin binding; phosphatidylinositol binding; clathrin binding. NCBI's taxonomy places the organism in Eukaryota, Metazoa, Chordata, Mammalia, Rodentia, Heteromyidae. Gene Ontology annotation, cellular component: endosome; membrane. The transcript has 15 exons. The coding region runs from base 92 to 1570 and encodes 492 amino acids.
CGGGCCGUCCGGCGAGUCACGUGACGGAUCGGCGGCGCUGGCGGUUGCUGUCAGCUGAUUCCUGGGGUUGGUGGUAGUGGCAGCAGCGACGAUGGACUUUCUCCUGGGGAACCCAUUCAGCUCUCCAGUGGGACAACGCAUCGAGAAAGCUACAGAUGGCUCCCUUCAGAGCGAGGACUGGGCCCUCAACAUGGAGAUCUGCGACAUUAUCAACGAAACCGAGGAAGGCCCCAAAGAUGCCUUCCGAGCAGUGAAGAAGAGAAUCGUGGGCAAUAAGAACUUCCAUGAGGUGAUGCUGGCCCUCACAGUUUUGGAAACAUGUGUGAAGAAUUGCGGGCACCGCUUCCACGUGCUGGUGGCCAGCCAGGACUUCGUGGAGGGCGUGCUCGUGAGAACCAUCCUGCCCAAGAACAACCCCCCCACCAUCGUGCACGAUAAGGUGCUGAAUCUCAUCCAGUCCUGGGCUGACGCGUUCCGCAGCUCGCCCGAUUUGACAGGUGUCGUUGCCGUCUACGAGGACCUGCGGAGGAAGGGCCUGGAGUUCCCCAUGACUGACCUGGACAUGCUGUCGCCCAUCCACACCCCUCAAAGGACCGUGUUCACAUCAGAGACACCAUCAGGACAGAACUCCGUGGGCUCUGACACCAGCCAGCGAGGAGACUUGAGCCAGCAUACUGCCCCUCCGCCUGCCCCGGCCAUACUUCCUAACGAUACACCCAUCACACCAACCCCCGAGCAGAUCGGGAAGCUGCGCAGUGAGCUGGAGAUGGUGAACGGGAAUGUGAGGGUGAUGUCGGAGAUGCUGACGGAGCUGGUGCCCACCCAGGCCGAGCCCUCAGACCUGGAGCUGCUACAGGAGCUGAACCGCACAUGCCGAGCCAUGCAGCAGCGGGUCCUGGAGCUCAUCCCACGCAUCUCCAACGAACAACUGACAGAGGAGCUGCUCAUGGUUAACGACAACCUCAACAACGUGUUUCUGCGCCACGAACGGUUUGAACGGUUCCGAACAGGCCAGACUGCCAAGGCUGCACGUGAGACCGAGCCAGCAGCUGACCUCAUCGACAUGGGCCCUGACUCUGCAACCACAGGCAGCCUCUCAUCCCAGCUGGCAGGAAUGAACCUGGGCUCCAGCAGUGUAAGGGCUGGUCUGCAGUCUCUAGAAGCUUCCGGCCGCCUGGAAGAUGAGUUUGACAUGUUUGCACUGACUCGGGGCAGCUCUCUGGCUGACCAACGGAAAGGGGUGAAAUAUGAAGCCCCCCAAGCCACAGAUGGCCUGGCUGGAGCCCUGGAUGCCCGGCAACAGAGCACCAGUGCGACCCCUGCCACCCAGGCUCGAAUCAUGGAGGACAUUGAGCAGUGGCUGUCCACGGAUGUGGGGAACGAUGCAGAAGAGCCCACAGGCGUCACCAGUGAAGAAUUUGACAAGUUCCUGGAAGAACGCGCCAAAGCCGCCGACCGGCUGCCCAACCUGGCCAGUCCCUCAACUGAGAGGCCCCCGUGCCCCCGUCCUGGUGCAGCCCCUCGGAGGAAGACCCAGGAGAAGGACGACGACAUGCUGUUUGCCUUAUGAGCGAGGGCCUGCCACCCGCAGCCCAAGGGCCCCCCCCCUGCUCCCCACCCCGGCUGAGGCCUCUUCCCCUCUCUUGGUAUUAAGGCUGCUUUGGGGGUAUUGUUACCCCAUUCUCUCCUCCUUAUGACGGAGCAGAUCUAGCUAUGGCUGGGCCAUGCUGCCUGGGGCCUUGGGGGACAAGAAGAUUUAACUGGGGACACAGGUCAGCCUCCAUCAGAAUCAUGGCUGCUCCUGCCUCCCUUGCCACCCCACCAACCACUAAGACCUGGCUGAGAACUGGAGGCCCCAACAACCUGGCUGCUUAGUUGUCCCCCUGGGAGGCCCUUCCUUAGUGGCUGGUGACAGAGGAACCCAUGCUACAGCCCCCCCUCUCCCAGCCCCUGCCUCAUGGCAGCAGGCUUCGCUGGCUGUUGAGGGUGGGGUGGCCCCUGCUGAGCUGCUCACUGUCCAGGUACGAAGCUGCACGUGGUGAGGAGGCCAGCCCAGGCAGCCAGGUGAGGCCCAGAGGAUGCCGAAGGCCCAGGCCCACCAUGUACCACUGACGUGGCCAUCCUUCCACAGGGCUCCACCCACCUAGGGCCCAGCUGUUGGCUGGUCCUCUUGUACAAGAAAGCUGCCUUUGGUACCACCAAAUAAAGGUAGAAAACCAUCCU